CGCCGCCCCGCCGGCUCCGCCGCUCGCCGCCAUGGGGGCCGUGACCGACGAUGAAGUCAUCCGCAAGCGGCUUCUAAUUGAUGGCGACGGAGCUGGGGACGACAGGCGGAUCAAUCUGCUGGUGAAGAGUUUCAUCAAGUGGUGCAACUCUGGAUCUCAGGAGGAAGGUUACAGUCAGUACCAACGAAUGCUGAGUACUCUAUCACAGUGUGAAUUUUCAAUGGGAAAAACUCUUCUGGUUUAUGACAUGAACCUGAGAGAGAUGGAAAACUAUGAAAAGAUCUACAAGGAUAUAGAAAACAGUAUAGCUGCAGCGCACGAGAAGAUUUCUGAAUGCAAGAAGCAAAUCCUGCAAGCAAAAAGAAUUAGAAAAAAUCGCCAGGAAUAUGACGCAUUGGCCAAAGUCAUACAGCACCAUCCAGACAGACACGAAACACUGAAGCAGCUAGAAGCUUUGGGAAAAGAACUUCAACACCUUUCUCACAUUAAAGAAAAUGUUGAAGAUAAGUUGGAGCUGAGAAGAAAGCAGUUUCACGUUCUCCUGAGCACCAUUCAUGAGCUUCAGCAAACACUGGAAAAUGAUGAAAAACUUUCAGAAGCUGAAGAAUCUCAAGAAACUCAGAUGGAAGCAGAGACCAAACAGUAAAUAUUGUGAAGACUACCGAUGAUACUCUUGAAGAAUACUCAUACGUCUUCACUUUGUUUUCAAGCCAGUAGGAAAAGAGCAGGAGCUGAAAACUUUCUAUUGCUUCUGUGAAUUUUAAUGCACAAGUGCUUGUUUUGCUUAUGUUCCAGGUGCAAACAAUUCCAGAUCUGUACAGAUGGACCCUUUGUGUUAAUCCAUAAACUUUGACAGGAAAUAUGUUUUGGCUUACAAAAGGUGAAUCUUCUGUACAGUAAUUGUGAACUAAGGUGUUUGCAAAUCACUGUCAAUAAAAAGUGUUUACAAACAGUUUUCUGUUAUUUGGUAGGCAUUGAGCUGAAUGGUAAAGCCUCUUUUUCUUACUUGGUAUUACAGUGGUAUCAGUGCACCUUUGCACAAGUCCCAGUUUCCAUGCCUUAGUCCAGAUGGGACCUAAAACAGAACCAAGGUCUUAAAUUUUCAAAGUAGACUAGAACACACUAGUCUAAUUCUAUAGAAGUGAUGUAUUUUCUAUCAGUGUUCCUCAAGGAGUAUAAACCAACAAAAAUCAUGCUAUACUAUCUUUGUUUUUUUUUCAUAAGCUGAUCCAAAGCACUGCAGUGAUCUGAGCCUCACAAUGCUGUGUUCUGUGCACCCAUUUCAAAAAUGCAUUUUGAAGCGAUACAUUUAAAAC
Gallus gallus (chicken) is the source of this 1316-nucleotide messenger RNA. RefSeq names its product THO complex 7 (gene THOC7). The record is from RefSeq and is marked inferred. The transcript has 8 exons. Bases 32 to 646 code for a protein of 204 amino acids. Lineage: Eukaryota; Metazoa; Chordata; Aves; Galliformes; Phasianidae. Gene Ontology annotation, biological process: mRNA export from nucleus; mRNA processing. Gene Ontology annotation, cellular component: THO complex part of transcription export complex.